AUUUGUGGGCUGGAGAAGGAAAAUGCCAAAUGACGUAUAUUUGGCUUUAAAAACGACACAUCUGUCACUCUUGGAUGGUUCUUCUUGGGAGAUAUCGCGAUAAACUCCGAAACUUGUUGUUCCGUUUAAUCCGAAACAUUUAUUCGAGCCCAAAUGUUGGUGUAGGGCUGUUCGUUCGGUUUCGUGACAGUUCGGUUCUGAGAUCUGACAGAACCGGAGACCGAGCGGAUCAGCGUGGACUUGAGUCAGAAACGUAAGACGUCACACCCAGAAAAGCGGGUGUCUCUCUCACAGAUAUUUUGAGCCGCUUGUUUCUCGUGUUGAAAUGUCCAAUCUUGCUAUUGUGUUUCAAUUCCUUUACAUUGCCGUAUUUAGAGUCGGAAAGGCCUUUGUUUUUAAGUAUGGUCUGAAGUAAUUACACUUCCUACCUCGUAAAUAUCGCGUCUCGAAAAAGUGAGCUCGAGCGUGUAGCGCUUUCCAACUGAGCUACUGGUAAACAUUAACUUUUAAUGCUCACCAGACCGUUCCCAAACGUCACUAUAAUUUCCCUGGUCUCAGAGAUACAACUUCUGCAACUGCAGAAGAGUCCCAGAGAGCGAUCAGGAUCUGUAAGGUGUGCAUAUGUGACCGGGUUCAGAGAUGACAUCCCCAUGGUGCGUGCUUGGAAACAAGAUCACUGCUCUUGGACGUGCCGAUCUGUCCAAACAUACACACAUGCCGCGCUCCGGCCUACUCUGUGUAGUGCUCUUCCCUGAUGGCACAACCCAAAAUUUUACUGUCAGUAAACAUGAUGCUGGUCAUCUGCUGUUCGACUUGGCUUGCGAACACCUCAACAUAGUGGAAAAACAGUACUUCAGCCUGCAGAUCAGCGAGGACACAUCCAGCUCUCCGAGGUGGCUGGACCCUAACAAGCCCUUUAAGAAACAGCUGAAGGGUUCCGCUCCGUUCUUUUUAAUAUUUAGAGUGCGGUUCUUCAUCUCUGACCCAAACUCCCUCCAGCACGAGCAGACCAGGCAUUUUUAUUUCUUGCAGAUUAAGAAGGACAUUUGUGAGGGGAGAUUAAAGUGUCCUUUAAGCUCAGCCGUGGUACUGGCUUCUUACUCUGUUCAGUCUGAGCUUGGAGACUAUGUCCCUGAAACUCCUGCCGGAUACCUCAGUCAGACCCAUUUUCUUCCUGACCAAGAUCAAGAGUUCCUUCUGAAAGUAGAGUCGCUGCAUCCACAGCACAAAGGUUUGUCUCAGAGUGAAGCUGAGCUUUGCUAUUUGAAUACAGCGAGAACAUUAGACCUGUAUGGAGUGGAGCUACAUCAUGCUCAGGAUGUGAACAAUCCCGCCCUCUGGGUGGGCAUUACGUCUGGGGGCGUGGCUUUGUUUUGCCAUUUAAUUUGCUCCAGUUUUUUCCCCUGGAUUAACAUCAUCAAAAUUUCAUUCAAAAGAAAACGGUUCUUUGUCCACCUACGCCGGAAACAUGGUGAGCUGGGUCACCAUGUGAUUUCUCUCUCCAUGCCAAGUUCACGUGCCUGUAAAAAUCUAUGGAAAUCCUGCGUGGACCACCAUACAUUCUACAACAGAAAACCCUCUCACUCGGCUUCAAAACUUAGCUCUAUCCCACUGUACCGAAAGCUGAUUGGUGAGAAAAUGUUGAACCCUGUGGUGAGGUCCAACUCAGUGGAACAACUAGAGACAAAGAGUCUACCCUCACGGUCACCACCCAACACGCCCAACUGGCGGAGUCCUCGUUUACGUCAUGACUUCCGUAAGCCACGCCCAUCAUCUGUGGACAACCUGACCGAUGAAAUGAACUAUGUGACUGAGAGUGAAGAUGUGUUCUAUACUUACAGGAAACCUCAGGAGGAGGGGCGGACGAGUGGUAGUUGGUCUCAUAGUGAUAUCGUCACCGAAGAGGAUGAUUUGCACAUCUGGGAUAAGAGUGUGACCGCUGAUGGAGAUCUGCUACUUGUGAGGAUCAGCCCAGACCAAGAUGGGAAGUUUGGCUUCAAUGUUAAAGGAGGCGUGGAUCAGAAGAUGCCCCUGGCCAUCUCUCAUGUUAACCCUGCAUCUCCGGCCAGUCACUGUGUGCCUCCGCUGAUGGAGGGCGAUCAGGUGCUGUUGAUAAAUGGGCGGGACAUUUCAGAACACACACAUCAGCAGGUAGUCAUGUUCAUCAAAGCAAGCCGAGAGUCACACAGCAAGGAACUUGCAUUGCUUGUGCGCCGCAAAGGUGUCUCUUUGCGAGUCGAACCCACACUACAGUUAGGUGAGGGUCUCGCCCUUCCGGGUGAAAUAUCCCCACUGUCCGCUCAGCCAUCUGGAGAGACACUAGAGGAGUCCAUGACCCGUCUGGAGAGGGGAUUGGUCACCGGCACAUUGCUUCUGCACUUUGAGAAGUUGUACAGGAAGAAAGAAGGCAUGUCAAUGUGUUGCGCAAAACAGUCUGAGAAUAUGGACAAGAAUCGGUACAAAGAUGUAUUACCAUAUGACAUCACCAGAGUGGUGCUGCAGGAAGAGGGAGAUGAUUACAUCAACGCCAGUCACGUGAAGACUGAGCCAACAGGUUGUGCUUUACAGUACAUAGCAGCUCAGGGUCCACUGCCACACACCUGUACACACUUCUGGAGGAGCGUGUGGGAGCAGAAUGUCAGUGUCAUUGUCAUGCUCACCACACUGACCGAGAGAGGACGGACCAAGUGCCACCAAUACUGGCCACAUCCUCCUGAAGUGAGGGAUUAUGGGUAUCUUCAGGUGUGCUGUCACUCAGAGGAGUGUAACCUGGCAUACGUCACUCGAGAACUAACACUCACAAAUACUCAGUCAGGACAGCAGCGCUCGAUCACUCAUUUGCAGUAUGUCGCCUGGCCAGAUCAUGGGGUACCAGAAGAUUCCUCAGACUUCCUGGAUUUUGUCCAGUCAAUGAGAAGUAUGAGAGAGGAGUCUGUGCCUCUCAUGGUCCACUGCAGUGCUGGCAUCGGGCGGACGGGUGUGUUGAUCACCAUGGAGACAGCCAUGACACUGAUGGAGAAGGAAACGCCAGUGUAUCCCCUAGAGAUCAUUACCUUGAUGAGAGAACAGAGGGCCAUGCUGGUUCAGACAUCGUGCCAGUUCACCUUUGUGUGUGAGGCCAUUCUGAGGGUGUACAGAGAGAGAAUGAAAAAGAGCUCAACACCUAACAGUUGAUAAGAAGAGAGGGACAGGAGGGGAGUGUUCGUAAGCACACAAGUGAAGGAAGAAGCUGUGAUCCAACAGUCAAUAACGACGGAUGAAAAAGGGGCAGGGAGUAGAGGGUCUGGAUAAAGAUGAAUGGACAAUCUCUUCUCUUGCUGUGGCUCUCCUGACAGCUGUGCGGAUCAAGGAAGAACAUAAAGCAUUUUCACACAUAUAAGCUUAUAGGGCCCUACAGCACACAUACUCUCUUUCUCUGUCCCCCACACACACACACACACACAUACCCCAAGAGCUAUAUUCAGGUAAAUCUCACAAAAUCUGUCAAGAAAUGUUCAGGUCACAUUUCACCCUAAAAUUAAGAGGAAAAACUAUGUAACUCUCAUUGUGCAUAAAAUAAAAAUGUAAAAGUAGAUCUAAAAAUCUACUUUUAGAAUAUUUUAAGUUUUUCUCUUUUUGGAAUUAAUACAUUAUAUUCAGAGCAAUUAAGCACAUUUGACUCCCCAAUUCUCAUUACUACAUUAAUCCCUUUGAUAUUGUCUUUUUUUAUUGCAGUAUGAAUGACAGUAUUGUUAUUUACUUAAAAUCAAUCCAUUAUAAAGGCUUUAAACAAAUGCUGCCAUGAUGAAUAAAUAGCCUACUUACAAAAUGUUCAUAUCUUUUUGUUUUUCAUGUCACAAUAAUAAAAACUAGACUUUGUAAUGAGAAAUGGGGGGUGACAAGAUGAGCUUGAAAUGUUCUGAAAAUUGUGCCAAAAAAA
This is a messenger RNA of Sinocyclocheilus grahami, 3919 nucleotides long. Its product is annotated as tyrosine-protein phosphatase non-receptor type 3-like. The record is from RefSeq and is a predicted model, not a curated record. Gene Ontology annotation, biological process: protein dephosphorylation. The transcript is spliced from 27 exons. Gene Ontology annotation, cellular component: cytoplasm; cytoskeleton; cytoplasmic side of plasma membrane. Gene Ontology annotation, molecular function: protein binding; protein tyrosine phosphatase activity. Lineage: Eukaryota; Metazoa; Chordata; Actinopteri; Cypriniformes; Cyprinidae. Bases 640 to 3174 code for a protein of 844 amino acids.